AUGGAGACCGUUCAAUCGAGUGCGGACAAUACGGAUAGAGAAGACGUACACUCUCCUCCAACGUCCCCAUUGACCGAUCCAUCUGACCCUGGCCAGAAGUUCGAGGAUGCCAACGAAGGCGAUGAUCAAUCCAAAGGAGAAUCCUCUCAUGAUGCUCAACCAUCCCCCAGCUCCGAAGCAGCUGCCACAACUGUGACCAAGGAUAAUCCACCCAGCCCCAACGAAAAUGCCCGUCCCGAUGUCAGGAACAGCAAUGCCAGUUCCACUCAUCCAAAAUCGGAGCCUUCUUCAGACUCUGCAGUGGUUGAGAAUCCCACUGCCAGUCGCCCUACCAGCGACCAACCCAUACCUCCAGUCGUUGCAACUCAACCCGCCUCUGAUGAGCAGCCUCCAGACCCUCCAGCCAAGCCUCCUCGUCCUUCAAGAUUCCAAGGUUUCUCAGCUUCCUUGCCCUCUGUUCCUUGGGGCCCUCCUCCGCCUCCUAAGAAAGCCCCAGAGCCUAGGGCUCCAUCUCCACAACCUCCUCAACCUGCCCAAUCCAGUCAAACUUCCUCCUCCUUUGGCCGCAAGGUCACCACUCCAUUUGGCUGGCUGAGCAGAGCCACAACUUCCACCCCGAAAGAGCUGAAGUCACCUUCUUUACCCUCAAGAAAUGCCCUGGACGCUCGUCGCAACACGGCCGCUUCUUUGGGAAGCAACCCCGAUCUAACCCUAAAAGCGCUGGAAGAAGGUCAAGAUGGUUCCACUGGCCAGAGACACCAUUCCCGUGCCUCACUCCGCGAACAAUUCAAAAUGCUGCGGCUACGGGAAGAAGCUGGUCUCACUAGCCUGGAAGGUCCCGAGAAAGGCGAGGGAGGCGCACUGGCUGGUUUGAUUGGCCGCUCUGCCACCCUGGGUGUCGGAAUUGCGACCCCCGGAAGUGUUGGUCAGGAUGAAAAUGUGGUCUCUACGCCGAUCAUGUCCCCAACUUCACCCAUCACCGAAAUCGUCCCUGUAAAUCCAAAUCUCGCACCCGGCACAGUUUCCGGAGUUGCUGCCGCCCCAGCCGACACAACAACCCCAAUAGAUUGGGACUUUUGGCAGAAUGUUGUAAAUGAAGGGCCUCAAGCAGUCGCUCGAACCAGCCCGGAAGAGUUUACCCAAGCCAUUAGUGGUGGCAUUCCUCAGACCAUUCGCCAUGUCAUCUGGCAAGUUCUUGCAGGAAGUAAGAACGAGGAUCUCGAGGCAGUAUACUGGGAUCUGCGCUCGCGAGAUGUCAACCAAGAAAUAAAAGAGCCCCUUCCAAAAUCUCCCCUGUUGAAUGGCAAUGCAAAUACCAAUGCCAAUGGUACCGCAAAGGAGAAAGAGAAAGAGUCCGUCGGGUCUUCCAGAUCCUCAGUUCGUUCGGACCACUCUACUCCCGCCACCAGCACCAACAUUGGGGUAGCAUCUCCUUCGCCUUCCCAAGACACUACGGACCCUCUCAGUAGUGCCAAACUCCAGGCCGAGUUGGCUACUGAGAGAGCAAAGAAGGCCAAAGAGGAUUCUGCCACUUUGGCUAAGCUGGAAAAAGUCAUCAAGCGAGACAUGGGCUCAAGGACCAGUUACUCGAAAUAUGCCGCCGCUUCAGGUCUUCAGGAUGGACUUUUCCAUGUUUGCCGUGCCUACGCACUUUUUGAUGAUGCGGUUGGAUAUCCACAAGGCAUGAACUUCAUCAUCAUGCCACUUCUAUUCACCAUGCCAGAAGAGGAAGCGUUCUGCCUCUUAGUGCGGUUGAUGAACAAGUAUCAAGUACGUGACCUUUUUAUUCAGGACAUGCCUGGGCUGCACCUUCAUCUCUACCAGUUCGAACGACUUCUAGAGGACCUAGAACCUGCUCUUUAUUGCCAUCUCAAUCGUCGGAGUGUCACCCCAAAGCUAUAUGCGACACAAUGGUUCCUCACACUUUUUGCCUAUCGAUUUCCUCUGCAGCUCGUUAUGCGCGUGUUCGACUUGGUUCUUUGCGAGGGUCUUGAAGGCGCUAUCUUGAAAUUCGGCAUGGCUGUCGUUCAACGCAAUGUGCAAACACUUCUGGGUAUGAAUGAUAUGCAGGCUCUGACAAAUUUCUUGAAAGAGAAGAUAUUUGAUGUCUAUAUUGAUGCAGCCCCUUCUUCAAAAUCAAUACUCGAGUCUGGCUUCUUUGGAAAUUCCGGUGGAACGGAUACUGAAAUCUACCGAGCAGACUUGCUUGUGCAAGAUGCAUGCGCCGUGAAACUCACACCUGAAAUGCUGAGCCGGUACCGUGAGGAGUACGAAACAACUACCAAGGCUGAGAAGGCUCGAGAGACAGAGCUGGAGAAUCUAAGGACCGACUGCGCUACUAAAGCUGCACAGAUACGAUCUUUAGAAACGCGGGCUGAAAAAUCUGACGCUGAACAUAUCGAACUAGCGAAUGAACUUGUCCGACUAAAAGUUGAGAACACGGAAUUUCAAGAUCGGAACGAGAGCCUUACAGGUCAAGUCGAAGAACUCCGAAAAGUUGCUGAAAGUGAAGCUGCCAAUGUUGAGGAACGGAUGAGAGCCACUACAGAGCAGGUCAUGCAGCGGAAUAUCGAAGUGCAGAACGAGAAUCGUCACAUGGAAGAGCAAAUGGCUGAAAUGGAGCGCGAGCUUGUGGAGAUCAAGCUAAAGUAUGCUGAGCUCAACGUUGAACACGAGACGCUCAAGCAGAAAUGGAACGACCUCAAGCGAGCGCUCGACUAG
Molecule: messenger RNA, 2721 nt
Organism: Exophiala bonariae
Lineage: Eukaryota; Fungi; Ascomycota; Eurotiomycetes; Chaetothyriales; Herpotrichiellaceae
Exons: 2
Coding region: 1-2721 (906 amino acids)
Source: RefSeq, a predicted model, not a curated record